Molecule: messenger RNA, 2167 nt
Organism: Cannabis sativa
Lineage: Eukaryota; Viridiplantae; Streptophyta; Magnoliopsida; Rosales; Cannabaceae
Product: D-lactate dehydrogenase [cytochrome], mitochondrial
Exons: 18
Coding region: 150-1880 (576 amino acids)
Biological process (GO): lactate catabolic process
Cellular component (GO): mitochondrion
Molecular function (GO): FAD binding; D-lactate dehydrogenase (cytochrome) activity; D-lactate dehydrogenase (NAD+) activity
Source: RefSeq, a predicted model, not a curated record
GGAAAACGUUUUUAAAAGCUCCUAAAAAAAUUAAAAGAGAAAAUGAAAGCAUUUAAGAAAGUAGCCCACGGGUAGCUGAUUUAAGUAAAAACUAAAAAGAAAAGAAAGAGUACACUUCAGUCUUCAUCAUCUUUCCUUUGUGGUCAUCAAUGGUGUCACCAUCCUCCUCCUGGUUUUCUUCACUGCGUUCUUGUUCAAAAUGCUUCUACAACUCCAUCAAACUCAAUCUCCGAAGCUCUGCUUCCCACACCUAUACCAGGUGCUCAUUCAACGCACUACCUCCACUUCCGCCCGCCAUUAACGCUUUCAAUAGGAACACUAGUUCAUUCUCAUCCUGGUGGUCCAGCUCUCUGCUUCCCUUGGCUCUUGCAUUCUCAGCUGGAUCACUUUCCUUGGCAUCUGAUUCCAAUUCCUCACUUUGUGACACUCGAGGUGUCAGUUUGGGGGGCAAAGACAGCACCGACUUUGUGGUGAAAGGCUUGUACAAGAAAGUUCCAGAAGAGCUUAUUCAUGAAUUGAAGGCUAUAUGCCAAGAUAACAUGACAAUGGACUAUGAUGAGAGGUAUAGUCAUGGAAAACCACAACAUAGCUUCCACAAAGCCAUUAACAUCCCUGAUGUUGUUGUUUCUCCUAGUUCUGAAGAGGAAGUGUCCAAGAUAGUAAAGUUAUGUGAUAAGUAUAAGGUUCCUAUUGUACCAUAUGGUGGAGGCACUUCAGUUGAAGGACAUACCUUGUCACCUAAUGGAGGUGUUUGCAUUGACAUGUCAUUGAUGAAAAAAGUUAAAGCAUUACAUGUUGAGGACAUGGAUGUUGUUGUUGAACCUGGUAUUGGAUGGAUGGAGCUUAAUGAGUACCUGGAGCCUUAUGGUCUAUUCUUUCCCCUUGAUCCAGGGCCUGGGGCAACUAUCGGGGGAAUGUGUGCUACACGUUGCUCCGGUUCAUUAGCUGUCAGGUAUGGAACAAUGCGUGACAAUGUCAUUAGUCUUAAGGUAGUUCUUGCCAAUGGAGAUGUUGUCAAGACAGCAUCUCGUGCACGAAAGAGUGCUGCAGGGUAUGACUUGACUCGCCUGUUGAUUGGAAGUGAAGGAACUCUAGGUGUAAUAACAGAAGUCACUCUUAGGCUUCAGAAACUUCCGCAGCACUCAGUGGUUGCCAUGUGUAAUUUUCCUACUAUUAAGGAUGCAGCGGGUGUAGCUAUUGCUACUAUGCAUUCUGGUAUACAGGUAUCAAGGGUAGAGCUACUAGAUGAGGUUCAAAUCAAGGCUAUCAACAUUGCCAAUGGAAAGAAUUUGCCUGAAACUCCAACCUUAUUGUUUGAAUUCAUCGGCACAGAGGCUUAUGCUCGUGAGCAAACACAAAUCGUUCAGAAGAUUGCUUCCAAACACAAUGGCUCAGACUUUGUUUUUGCAGAAGACCCAAAAGCAAAAAAAGAACUUUGGAAGAUAAGAAAGGAGGCACUCUGGGCUUGUUUUGCAAUGGUACCAAAUUCUGAGGCAAUGGCUACGGAUGUAUGUGUUCCUCUUUCACACCUAGCAGAACUGAUAUCGGAGUCCAAAAAGGUGCUGGCUGCAUCGUCGUUGACCUGCACAGUCAUUGCUCAUGCUGGUGAUGGAAAUUUCCACACAGUUAUCCUUUUCGAUCCUGAAAAAGAAGACCAACGGCAAGAAGCAGAGAGAUUGAACCAUUUAAUGGUCAAUGCUGCUUUGGCAAUGGAAGGAACUUGUACCGGUGAACAUGGUGUUGGUACCGGGAAAAUGAAGUAUCUUGAGAAAGAACUAGGAGUAGAGGCUUUGAGGACCAUGAAAAGAAUCAAAGCAGCUUUAGAUCCCAACAAUAUCAUGAAUCCAGGAAAGCUCAUUCCUCCCCACAUUUGUUUCUAAGAUCUUCCUCUCUUUACAUGAAUCCAGGAAAGCUCAUUCAUGCAGUCCCUUUCUCCCCUUUCGACAUUACAUGAUAUGUAUUGUUGGUCUAGUGCAAUCUAGGUAGGUUCAUAAACCUUAUCACCAUUUUCACUUAGAAUAAAGAUUUACUAAAUUACCUGGAUCUCAGUAAUCAUUCCCUUUCGCACUUUACUCACUCCCAUUGAUGUGAAGAGUUAACUACUUGGAUAUGAGAAUGGAAUGUAAAUCUUUGUGCUUGGCUUUUAAUGGAUGAUUAUCUUCACUCA